AUGAACCACGAGCGGAUACUCGAGAAGCGGGAGACGAUCCUGCAGUACUGCCACCGGCUCACGGAGAUGCACCGGGCUGCGUUGUUCGACGAGGAGGAGAGCCCGCGGAACCUCUCUCUCCAGCAGUUGCGCAAAAACAUCCACAUAUGUCUCAAGGACUUGUGCCGGCUCAACACAUGGCUGACGGAGCAGGACGGAGGCUUCCGCAAGGCGCUCGGGUCGUUGGAGCGGUACGAAAGCAAGCUCGCGGCCUUGCUGGCGAAGGAGCGGCAGCUCGGCGAAGAGCGGCAAGCGUGGGAGGCGGCAGUGCCCGCGGGCGCGGGCGAUGACAGCGGCGGGGUGUUUACGGUCCACGGCGGGCACCAGCGGCACCUCAACGCGUACAUAGAGAGCAUGGGGGUGGACAACACGGGGCUGGGAAAAGAGCCGGACGCGUUGCCGAGGCUCUCGCGGCAGCAGGCGCUCGGGCACGUGGCGGUGCUUCGCCUGGCGCAGGCGGCGGUGUCGCGCGAGAUCAGCCAGGCCGAGGGGCUCUUGAAGAGCUUCCGCAAGGACCAGACAUUCAUCAAGGCCGAGCUCGCGAAGCUGGAGGCGUUCGUGCGGGCGCAGAAGCUCGCGGUCGAGCGCGAGCUCGAGGGCGUGCGCCGGUCGCAGGAACACAUUUUCCGCAAGAUCGGGUUACUCAAGCUUCCGGCGCGGGAGCGCGAGCCGCUGGGCCUGGGCCGGCGGCCCGCCGCGGACCUGGAGAGCAUGAAAGCCCAGAUGGAAGAGUUUCUACAUGUCCGCAAGAGCGCGCUCAAGGCGAUGCUUUCGGAGCACAAGCAAGAGACACAGUUGCUCAAGUCACAGCAGGAGGUGUGGAAGGAGGUCACCACGCUCGUGGAGGACUUGGAGGACCGGAUACGCACGCGAUUUGCGACGGCCGCGAAGGUCGACCCGGUGGAGUUGCGGCGGUUGAUAACCGACGCCAUCACACAGAUAAAGUCGCUGCACUACGAGGAGAGCUAUCCAGACGUUCUGACCUGCAUUCGGGAUGAAAUUGCGGCCCUCGAGAAGGCGAACGACCAGUUACCCUUUUCCAAACAGAAGUCAAUUACGGACAAGCUUGUUCCGGUGAACACGGGAGCUGGCUUCCUGGUUAAUAGCACGUCUCCCCCGAAGGUGGGGCUCACGAAAAGCAUUGUGCCCUCGAGCUCGAUGGCCACUAAUAAAAAAUCAGUAUAA
Messenger RNA from Eremothecium gossypii ATCC 10895, 1224 nucleotides. It is a transcript of the gene ATG23, whose product is annotated as Atg23p. The transcript has a single exon. The record is from RefSeq and is marked provisional. Lineage: Eukaryota; Fungi; Ascomycota; Saccharomycetes; Saccharomycetales; Saccharomycetaceae. Bases 1 to 1224 code for a protein of 407 amino acids.